AUGGCGUCGCAACCACCCGCAAAAGGUGCAUUCUUGAGUCCGCUCCAAGUGCCGACCUUUUCAGGAAGAGAGCGAUCCCCAUCCGGUGCUUCUUUGGGAUCAUCAUCAACCUGGUCUCCCACAGAUACCACUCAUCAAAAAUCAUCAUCUCCUCCAUCACCAUCAUCACCUACGUCUCUCACCUCACCUGCAUCACCCAUGUCCGCGACCCUUUCCCCAGAAAUGGCGAUAAAUGGAGAUUCAUCCCACCUGAGAGUCCACUCAUUCUCUCAUCGGCCCUCUUCGUCCAUCGACGGCGAGACGUUACGGGCCCGCUCGGAGUCCUUUGCCUCGUCGUCAGGCCCAACGCUACGCUCACGAGCUAGCUCGGUCGAUCCUUCUCAUCUGGCGAAGGAGUUUGACGAUGUUCCCGUCUCGGAAGCGCUUCAGUCAGAUGCUCGAACUGCAGCCGACUUUGAGGUCGAGAAUAAUCGCUUCGCCUUCUCCCCGGGUCAGCUGAAUAAGAUGCUGAACCCCAAAUCCCUGGCUGCGUUCUAUGCUUUGGGUGGGCUCCAGGGACUGGAGCGGGGUCUACGAACGGACCUACACGCUGGUCUCUCGAUAGAUGAGUGUUGUCUAGAGGGGACUGUCGAUUUUCAACAGGUCACUCCUCCUUUGUCUGAGAAAGAGAACAUGGUUGGCAGUGGGAAGUCGACAACAACAGAUGGGGAACAUCCAAUCGUGACCCCGGUAUCACUGUCUACUGGGGACGGUCUGCCUUACGAAGAUCGUGUUCGCGUCUUCAACGAGAACAGAUUACCGGAGCGCAAGUCAACGGGGUUCUGGAAAUUGCUGUGGAUGGCGUACAAUGACAAAAUUAUCAUCCUGUUGACAAUUGCAGCCAUCGUGUCACUUUCGCUGGGAAUCUACGAGACGGUAGAUGGAGGCACCGGGGUCGACUGGGUUGAAGGUGUGGCUAUCUGCGUGGCCAUUCUCAUUGUGACCGUGGUCACUGCCGUGAAUGACUGGCAAAAGGAGAGACAAUUCGCCAAGUUGAAUAAGCGGAAAAAUGACCGUGAGGUAAAAGUGAUUCGAUCCGGCAAGUCCAUGAUGAUCUCCAUCUUUGACAUUUUGGUCGGUGAUAUCCUGCACCUGGAGCCUGGUGAUGCCGUCCCUGCAGAUGGUGUCCUGAUCUCCGGCCACGGCAUCAAGUGUGACGAGUCAUCCGCAACGGGCGAGUCGGACCAGAUGAAGAAGACCGAUGGCCACGAGGUCUGGCAACAAAUCGUCGAGGGUACUGCGACCAGGAAGCUUGACCCCUUCUUGAUCUCCGGUAGUAAGGUCCUGGAAGGUGUCGGCACCUACCUUGUCACCAGCGUUGGGCCAUAUUCCUCAUAUGGCCGGAUCAUGAUGUCACUCCAGACUUCGAAUGACCCAACUCCUCUCCAGGUCAAGCUAGCUCGUCUGGCGGAUUGGAUUGGAUACAUGGGCUCAGCUGCUGCAAUCAUCCUGUUCUUCGUCCUCCUGUUUCGUUUCAUCGCCAAGCUUCCAGACCAUCCGGAUGUGAGCCCUGCGUUGAAGGGGCAGGAGUUUGUGGAUAUUUUGAUUGUCGCUGUGACGGUCAUUGUUGUUGCUAUCCCAGAGGGACUGCCAUUGGCCGUUACAUUGGCUCUAGCCUUUGCUACGACCCGAAUGGUAAAGGAAAAUAAUCUUGUACGAGUCUUGCGCGCUUGCGAGACCAUGGGAAACGCCACAGUCAUUUGCUCUGACAAGACGGGUACUCUCACCCAAAAUAAGAUGACGGUGGUCGCCGGUACCUGGGGUGCUAAGCAUCGAUUCGCUCAAUCAGCCGACAAACAAGCAGAGACACAGGUCAUGACGACUGCAGAGGCGUUCCAGAAAUGUUCACCAUCUGCGCGCGAUCUGAUCACCAAAAGCGUGGCGUUGAACUCCACUGCCUUUGAAGAAGAUCGCGAGGGUCAGCGCGACUUUGUUGGCAGUAAAACCGAGGUCGCUCUGCUUCAGAUGGUCCGAGAUCAUCUAGGCAUGGAUCUUACUACCGAGCGUGGAUCGGCAGAAGUCGUACAGCUUUUCCCCUUUGAUUCAGAUCGCAAGUGCAUGGGGGUUGUGUAUCGUGUCGCCGGGAUGGGCUAUCGCCUUCUUGUCAAGGGAGCAUCCGAGUUGAUGCUUGAUGCCUGUACUACCCGGGUCUCUAAAAUGGAAUCGACCAGGGAUGAUAUUUCGACAGAGGUCUUGUCCGCAGGUGCGAAGCAGAACGUCAUGGACCUGAUUGACCAAUAUGCUCGCGACUCACUUCGAACUAUCGGGUUUGUCUAUAAGGACGUCGACUCGUGGCCUCCAAAGGACGCGAAAAGACACGAGGAUGACCCUUCUUCCGCCGAUUUCAAGAGCGCCUUUCACGGUAUGACUUGGCUUGGAGUGGUCGGAAUUCAAGACCCUCUGCGUCCUGAGGUGCCUCCGGCCAUUGAGAAAUGCCGCACGGCAGGAGUCCAGGUGAAGAUGGUGACGGGCGACAACAUUGCCACUGCCACUGCCAUUGCCGAGUCUUGCGGUAUCAAGACCGACGGUGGUCUUGUAAUGGAAGGUCCUAAGUUCCGGCAACUAUCGGACGCGGAGAUGGACGACGUUGUCCCUCGACUUCAGGUUCUGGCUCGUUCUUCGCCUGAAGAUAAGCGCAUCCUGGUCGAACGAUUGAAAGCACUCGGUGAGACAGUCGCAGUCACAGGAGAUGGUACCAACGACGGCCCAGCCCUGCGUACUGCUGACGUGGGCUUCUCUAUGGGUAUCGCUGGUACCGAAGUUGCUAAGGAGGCCAGUUCGAUUAUCUUGUUGGAUGACAAUUUCCGCUCAAUCGUGACCGCAAUCUCAUGGGGAAGAGCCGUGAAUGACGCCGUUGCCAAGUUCUUGCAGUUCCAGAUCACUGUGAACAUUACCGCUGUGGCUUUGACCUUUGUAUCGGCCGUCUACAGCAGUUCGAAUAACAGUGUACUGAAUGCUGUUCAGCUUCUUUGGGUGAACUUGAUCAUGGACACCUUUGCUGCACUAGCACUGGCUACUGAUGCUCCCACGGAGAAGAUCCUCGACCGCAAGCCAGUGCCAAAGAGCGCUUCCUUGUUCACUCUUACCAUGUGGAAAAUGAUUCUCGGCCAAGCCAUUUAUCAACUGGCCGUGACCUUCAUGCUUUACUUUGCUGGAGACCGCCUCCUCAGCGCUCAUCUCGACCCAGUUGACCUUACGCAUCGCUCAAAGCAACUUUCCACCGUGGUAUUCAACACUUUUGUGUGGAUGCAAAUCUUCAACGAGUUCAACAACCGACGUCUCGACAACCAUUUCAAUAUCUUCGAAGGCAUGUUCCGAAACUACUGGUUCCUGGGUAUCAACGCCAUAAUGAUCGGCGGCCAGAUCAUGAUCGUGUACGUGGGAGGCCAGGCCUUUGGCGUGACUCGACUCAGCGGGAUUCUCUGGGCAGUUUGCAUUAUUUGCGCCUUAGGCUGUCUACCAUGGGCCGUGGCUCUGCGUACUCUUCCAGAUCGCCACUUCGGAACUGUGUUCAACGGGGUCGUCGGGGCCAUGCAAUUCAUCUUGCGUCCGGUACUGAAAGGUUUCGGUGCGAUUGCAUCGGGUGUCAAGUCCUUGUUGAGACCUGUUGGUCGAUUUUCCCGUCGUAUGUUUUCUCGCGGUCAUCGCAAAGGCGAGAAUUCUUCGGACGUUGCGAUGGAGAUUCCACCCAGGGCUCAAGCCGUGGACGAGGAAGCUCGUACCCAGGUCAAGGUCGCACGAAGCGAAAGUCGCGAUGAUCUUGAAGCUUCGGUCCCCAGAACUCCGGUUCAAGCGAUGUCAGUUCCUCCUAUUCUUGUCACGGCUUCUCCGUGA
Molecule: messenger RNA, 3873 nt
Organism: Penicillium diatomitis
Lineage: Eukaryota; Fungi; Ascomycota; Eurotiomycetes; Eurotiales; Aspergillaceae
Gene: pmcB
Product: putative calcium-translocating P-type ATPase(PMCA-type)
Exons: 6
Coding region: 1-3873 (1290 amino acids)
Biological process (GO): intracellular calcium ion homeostasis; calcium ion transmembrane transport
Cellular component (GO): membrane; intracellular membrane-bounded organelle
Molecular function (GO): P-type calcium transporter activity; ATP hydrolysis activity; ATP binding
Source: RefSeq, a predicted model, not a curated record